Didymodactylos carnosus is the source of this 1143-nucleotide messenger RNA. Lineage: Eukaryota; Metazoa; Rotifera; Eurotatoria; Philodinida; Philodinidae. The record is from the annotation of a GenBank genome assembly.
AUGUGUUUAAUCACACCUAGAGCUGUACGAAGAUGCUUUAAAAGCCGUUAUCAUUGUAAACGUGAUUUAUUUAUUGUCUGUUUCAUGAUUCUUAUUGUCAUAUUGUCAUUAAGUGUAGAUUUGGAACAAUUAUAUUCAUUUAUCCAAAAUCAUCAGUCAUCAUUAUCAUUGUUACUCUUUUCGUCAUUCAAUACACCAAUAGCCAAUCGUCUACUCAUCCUAGUUCGUACAUCACAUCAUUGUGAAUCACGUCUAAAAUAUUUGUUAAAAACUUGGAUACCACCAUUAAAACGCAAUCAACAAAAAAGUAAUAUAUUUCUGUUAACCGAUCAAUAUAUUAAAAAUUCAUCGUAUGAUAAAUUUGAAAAUGUUAUUCUAACCGAUUGUCCUCAAAAACAUAAAAUAUUCGAUCUUUGCUGUAAAACGGCAGAUGAAUUUCAAUUGUAUCAUAAUUUAACAAAAAAUGGGGCUAAAUUUGAUUGGAUGUGUCGAUUUGAUGAUGAUCAAUAUGUUAAUUUGGAUAAUUUAUAUUCCUAUUUAACCAAAUUAAAUAGUUCCAUACCGUAUUAUAUUGGUCGUACAAGUAAAUAUUCGAUUAAAAUUCCUGAUAAUAACCAAACAGUUCAUUUUGCUACAUAUGGUGCUGGUGUUUGUUAUUCCAAAGUACUACUAAGUAAAUUACAAAAUUACAUUAAUAAAUCCAUAACACCCGAUGAUUGUAUAAAAACUCGUUUUGCAGAUGAUGCCUAUUUGGGCUAUACUAUUGCAUAUAAACUUAAUACAUCAUUGACGAUCAAUAAGCAAUUACAUUCACAUUUGGAACGUUUACAAAUUUCAUUUCAUCGUUUAACAUUAGAAAAUUUAUUAGAAGCAAUUACAUUUGGAUUUUCUUGGGAUCGUUAUCAACUAAAAUGGAUGCCAGUUAUUCAUGAAAUUAUUCAGUUAUCAAGAAAACAUCAAAAGGAUCAAGAUUCAUUAAUGUUAUUAUGGAAUUUUGUGAGAGAUUAUGAAAAAACACAUCCAGAAAAUAUAACGGGAAAAGUUGAUGAUUCCUGUACAUCUUAUCAUAAAGAAAAAAAUGUUUCAGUUGCUAACAUGCCAAAUAAAGCAAUUCUAUUGACUACGAAACAUAUUAAAAUUUGA